This is a messenger RNA of Coprinopsis cinerea okayama7#130, 1380 nucleotides long. RefSeq lists its product as hypothetical. The coding region runs from base 1 to 1380 and encodes 459 amino acids. The record is from RefSeq and is a predicted model, not a curated record. The transcript has 2 exons. Lineage: Eukaryota; Fungi; Basidiomycota; Agaricomycetes; Agaricales; Psathyrellaceae.
AUGCCGGUGGCCUUGAUCGGACGCUCUAACGUGAAAAUAGGGGCCUGCGAAUUAUGUGCUGAUGGCAUCAAACCAUCAAGCAUUCGGUAUACGGGUAACUCGUCUUGGACUUCGUCAACGGGACGGUCAUCGCGAACAACGACGAGGACGUGUUCAAAGCUGGCCACAAUAUGUCCCAUGCAUCCCCUUCGGACACCUGGCAUUGCUCGUCAUCUCUGCCUUGAUACCGUCGCGAAAUGUCGCGUCCCAACCGAAAUUGUUCGUCGCAGGAACGCCUUUAGAGGACCUGAGGUCAAUCCAUCAGGCCGUAACUCUCCACUAUGGGCCCAUCCUGGUCGUUUCUCUCAUGAGCCAACCCUGGGCAUUCGCCACAUCUCGACGCUCAAGCCAACCCAAGAGGCCAUGUCACCCGCUCUCGCAUCUCUUUACGACCCGCCCCUCUUCCCGGACAUCGACGAAGUCCAAGCCAACGCCAAAGUAAUCAAGUGCCUUCAGCAGCAAAAAUACGGCGCUGCAAAAUCACUUAUUACCAACAUGCUUAAAAACGGAGUCAAAGUCGCCCAGCAUCCGUUAUACGAAGAAGCCGCCUUUGCCUUCCUCCAAGCCCACGCGACAGAGUACGGAGCGUUUCGAGAAUACGCUUCGUGGUUGAAGUUCGCUCCGGAUGCGCACCAUCCAUUGGCACGGCCUCGGGGCCAAGACCCAUUCCCUUUGGUAUCCGACUGGCUAUUCAAGAGUGGAAUCCCAGCGAAAAAGCUGUCGUUUAUCUCGCUCUACGUACUGCUCCUUGCGGACAAGGGUUAUCAUUAUAUCUUUGUCCCAGAGGCCUCGCGGUUGGUAGCCAAAUACGGCAUCCCGUACAAAGCGCGCUUUUUCUUCCACAGACUGCUGCACCGCGUAUUGAUGUACUACCGCCAUCGUCAAGAGACUCAAAAUUCGCCUACGCUCGCGUUCACCGCUCCGGACUCACCUCCGCGACUAGUUCGAUUCGAUGAACAACCCCUCGAGGACCCGCUCACUGUCAUCGCCAACUACUGGCAAGUUGCCGUCGAAGCGUGCAUCCAAGUAGGGAACUUGAAGGCGGCCAUGUUCUUGGUGGCAACCAGGAGAGAAGUUGCCUUGCCAGAUCGAACCUACAGUCUUUUAUUGGACGCGUUGCAUGCCCAGGGGAUGGAUGAUCGGUAUUGUCAGGCGAUGCGUAGUAUGGAGGAGUGCCGGGAAGCUGACAGGAAGCGGAGGUUGCUGGAAGUGGACCCCAGGAAGGAGGUUCAGUGGGAGGAUGACUUGGUUGGUUGCUUUGACGAGUCGGAUUGGUGGGAAGAUGAGCAGGUUGGAUGGGAAGACUUUGCUUCGGACGCCGCCUUCGACAAGGAAACCUAA